This is a messenger RNA of Ailuropoda melanoleuca (giant panda), 1215 nucleotides long. RefSeq names its product RAD9-HUS1-RAD1 interacting nuclear orphan 1 (gene RHNO1). The record is from RefSeq and is a predicted model, not a curated record. The transcript has 2 exons. Gene Ontology annotation, cellular component: chromosome; nucleus. Bases 158 to 883 code for a protein of 241 amino acids. Gene Ontology annotation, biological process: cellular response to ionizing radiation; DNA damage checkpoint signaling; recombinational repair. NCBI's taxonomy places the organism in Eukaryota, Metazoa, Chordata, Mammalia, Carnivora, Ursidae.
CGACAGAGGAUGAGCAAGAGCUGGGGAUGGAAUCGUCAGAAUUGUCUCUCAGCUUUUGUUUUUUUCUCUGAAGGCAUGGGUUGGAAUCGGAACCUGAACCCGGACCUGACUACAACCAGCAUCAUGUGGUUACUAAUUGCUCUUCCUUCACCUAUUGAUGCCUCCCAGAAAAAAACGGCGCCAGCGUUCCCAGAAAGCCCAGCUGCUAUUCCAAGAACCACCACUGGAGGGCCCCAAACACCACUAUGGCUCUCCCCAGCUUACCAUCACUCACACUAGACAGGUAUCACCUCAGUUUGAUACGACAGCAGAAAGCUGGUUCCCGGUGAACCAGAAACGUCAUCAUCGAAACCAGGCAAAGCAUUCAAGUCGAAAAUCUACCACCUCCAAGUUCCCACAUCUAACAUUUGAGAGUCCACUGUCUUCCUCCGGUUCAGCCAUGCUUGGGAUCCCCUUAACCAGGGAAUGCCCUCGUCAAUCAGAAAAGCGCCUUUCCAGAAGGCCCUUAGUUCCAAUGCUCAGUCCUCAAAGCUGCGGGGAAGUGUCAGCACAUACGCUUCAGAACUUCCCUUAUGUAUUCAUUCCACCUGAUAUCCAGACCCCAGAGUCAUCGCUGGUGAAGGAGGGGCCCAAUCCCUCAGAUCAGAGGGAAAGUAGCCUUCCGAGCUGCUCCUUCCAUACUAGUACUCCCAAGGGCCCAGAGCCUGGGCCUAUUCUCGUUGAAGACACUCCUGAGGAGAAGUAUGGGAUCAAGGUCACAUGGAGGAGACGACACCACUUGUUUGCUUACCUCAGGGAGAGAGGGAAGCUGAACAAAGACCAGUUCCUUGUGAAAAAUUCCCUGGAUUCCUCAGACACCAGCAGUCUCAAGACAUUUUCAUAAAGUUGCUAAAGUACUUUCCCGGCUCACAGGAGAGUACAUUAGGAGAAUAAAAUGGAAAUAAUACCAGUAACCUCAAUAGAAAAAAGAUGCUUUAACUAGAACCUUGGAGUCCUAAGGGAAUUCAGUUCCCAGAUUUGCUUUUUAAAAUGUCUUUUCCUGAAAAGUCUUUAGUGUCAUAAACAGUUCAUAUUUUUCUUUCAUUAACUGUUUAAAAUUUUAAAGUCUCUUGCAGUAACUAUUUAAAAUGUAUGUAAAUAAAUGGUUGCAGAAAGGUUUUAGAGAACCCUGCUUCUGAUUACUGAUCAUGCAGCAAUAUUACCUUCUCUACACAA